AUGGAUGACAACUCACAAUCAUCUCAACUUCUUCGGAUUAAGCGCUAUGCUCAAUCUCUCAAAAAACGCCACAUUUCAUUGUCACAAAAGCCGUUGAUCGCCACAUUUCAAUGUCAAAGAAACCCUUUCUUCAACUUAAUCCUUCUUGUGCGUUUGAAGCGACUUACGGGGUUGGUUUUCUAUCGGCUGCGUCGCGGGUUCAGGUUGAAAAAGGUCGAAGAGGCUAUCUUCUCAAUCUUCGCCCAAACAUCCGCAAUGCUAGAGCGCUUGCUAGUCGGAUGUUCUGGCAGUGAUCCAUUCUCCGUGAUUAUCGUGGAUCCUCGAACAGGUGUGGCUUCGUGGAGUUACAAAGGCUCCGAAUUGCAAGGCGCAGCGGUGGGAUUUGUGGAACCGCUAGGUGUCAGCGGUGACCAUCUUGUGUUGUCUAUCAAAGAUCGGCCACUAAUUCAUGCAUUGGCCGUACAUCCGCGUGAUCGAUAUCAUCAAAAAUCCGUUGUUGCUGGUGUGGUAGCUGCUUUAUGCAUAAAUAGAGAUGGGUCGUUGCUGUUUGCGGCCGUAGGGACCCAGCUUUACGUAUGGCUUCUUUCCAGCGGUGAAUUGCUAACAGUCAUAGAUGCUCAUUAUCAAGCUAUGACAAGGAUCGCUUUGUCAGCAGAUGAAAGCGUGCUUUUUACGGCAUCAACUGACGGUGCUAUAAACUGCUUCUUGGUUUCUGACAUAAUUUCGCAAGAUCGCGAUCGCACAGUUGAACCUUUGCGAAACUGGCGAGCUCAUACUUUGGCUGUCAAAGGUCUAUCUGUCAGUUGUGGAUCAAAUCCACGUGUUGCUAGCUGUGGGUUAGAUCAUCUUGCUCUGAUACACUCAGUCUCUCUCAAUGACGUUUUGUUGAAAGUGUCUGCUGAUCGGCCACUUACUGCUUGUGCGUUGGAUGCAGCUGAGUCGAGGUUAUUCUUAGGUUCGGACACUGGAAAUAUAGCGCAAAUAAAUUUAUAUGCACUGGACGAUCGACGUGAAAUUUUAAUCCAAGUAGCAGACGAGAAAAAUGAAAGAGUACCGGUUUUCAAUGGUCACUGCGAUGAAAUCACAAGCCUAUGUGUCAACGCUGAUGGUUCGUUAUUAGCUUCUGGUGAUAGUGCAGGGAAAUAUUGCAUAUGGGAAAUUUCUAGCCGACAGUGUUUGAAGGUAUCCACGAUGCGCGGACCGAUCUCUUCAUUACGAUUUGUCGCUGACUGGCCCAGCAUAACGGCAUCCGAGCAUAUAUCCAUGCAUCCAGUAUUCGAUUUGCAACGAAAUACAUCGAGAGGUGAAAAAAUAAUGGUGAAGCCGAGCGAAGGGAAGAAUCGCAAUAACGAUUUCUGGCAUGGAGAAGUAGACCGACUGAUAGCAAUCGCUUUACAAGAGACUACCCAAAGCGAACCCAACGCAAAGACGAAGAAAAAGAAAAGGAAGCUGAUGAAGACAAAUGGAAACGAUAAAUCUGACGUUGUUGUAUUGGAUGACGAUAUUAUGGAAGUCACGGGCGAGUCUCGCCACGAUUCCGUUUCUAGCGCGGCUACCUCGAAAGAGGAUAGAGAGUUGAUACAGAAACAACAGGAAGAAAUACAAAAAUUGAAAAGAAUUAAUGCUGAAUUGUAUAGUUUUAUGGCAAAAGAAUUAACAGAUAAGUACAGGUCUAAAGAAGCCUUGUCGCUAUUUUCACACCAUCUUAAUGUGAUUUCAUAUUUGAGUAAACGUAGCGCCGUGGAAACGACGAACUGGUAUACGGUAGCCGGCCACGCCGUAGCUCAACGGAGAGUCGAUUCGACCACAUCUUUUGUAAUGUUCUUAUACAGCUGGAGCGCACAUUCUUGGCUUAUCUGCAUCAUCUCAUCUUAA
Cylicocyclus nassatus is the source of this 1875-nucleotide messenger RNA. Lineage: Eukaryota; Metazoa; Nematoda; Chromadorea; Rhabditida; Strongylidae. The record is from the annotation of a GenBank genome assembly.